AGACACGGAUUCCACAGACAAGAAAAGACAGCCAGCCACCUGCAGGACGCUUGCCAGCAGCCAGCAAGUGUAUCUCAAGGAUUCAAGGACGGUAACCUGAGCGGAAGUGCGCAAAAAUAGAAAUUCGCAGCGUGCGAGCUGCUCAAAAAAAUCAUUAUAAAAGAAACCAACAACAACAGCAACAACGAGUGGCGCAAGGUGCCACGCCCACGUGUCAACACUUGAGUUACAACGAUGAAUUACUACGAUGAGGAGAUCCAAAUCAGUGGACCACCGGAUGGCAAACAUCAUCUGAGCAGCGUUCAAAUGGAGCGAUUGUCCAGCCGAGGUGAGGCCCGUGCCAAUAGCCGGACACCGGGCGGACGGGAGCGGGCAGCAGCCAGGCAACGUAAUAUGCAACUUCAGGGCAGCUCCGCCGAUGAUGAUGGUCUGCUGCAGGACAUCAUAGACCAUGAUGAUGAGGCCGAUGACAGCGACGACGAUGAUGAUGAUAGUGAGCUGCAGCUGGGUGGUGCCACUGGCUCCGCCGCUGGUGUUUCUGCGACGGUGCCACGACCACAAACGCGCCCGGGUAGCACACGGAAUGCGACGGGUCCAACAGUGAGGCCUCACGAUGAUGACCAACUGAGCUUUGGCAGUUCUGAUGAGGCAGCCGGCGAGCAGAUGCCAAGCGGCAAGUUGGCGCAUCAAAAGUUGCCGCUGCCAACGCAGCAGCGAGGCAGCGCUGGCCGGGCACAGGAGACGUCCUCGUUCAAUCUGACGCCAGAUAAAUGGGAACAGCUGCCGUUGCAGGCGGAACUCAAGGAGAUCUUUCCCUACAUACUCAAGUAUACGCCACAGGGCAUAGAAACACCAUAUCAUCUGCAACCGUUCAUACCCGAAUAUGUGCCAGCCGUUGGCGAUGUGGAUGCCAUGCUGAAAGUGCAGCCGCCAGCGCUGUUGCAACCACAGCGACAGCGGGAGCUGGACGAACAGCUGCAGCGUUUGGGCUUAAUGCUUCUGGAUGAGCCGUCGGGUGCACAAAGCGAACCCAGUCUACUGAAUAUGAAACUGCGCUCCGUGCUCAGCGGCAAUCGGGGUGGGAAUCCCCGGAAUGCCUCCUACUCGGCAACGCUGGUGCCCACCGCAAAGUCAGCUAAGGACAUUGAGAAGUGGAUUGGUGAGGUGGAACAGGUGCAUAUGACGCAAUCCAUGUUCGAUUCGCAGCCACGCAAAGAUAUCGAUGCCCUGGUGGAGGAUUGGCCACGUUCGUUUGCAAUGGCCACAACAAAGAAUGCCCUGGAUGAGGCCUAUCGCUCCUGCCUCCAGCAGCAAAUCUCACUGGCCGAUUAUGUGCGCGUGCUUUGCGAACACUUUGGAGUCGAUGGCCCGAUGGAGACACAAUCGGAUUACAUCCAUAGCAUACAGACGCUGUUUGCUCUCUACCUGGCCGCAAGUCAGGCCUGGGAAUAGGCGAAGCAUGAGCAAGUGCAGAUUAGAGAUGAGAGCGCCUACUUGCAAUUUAUUAUUAUUUCUUUCGUAUUAUUUUACAGAUUUAUUUAUUUAUCAAAUAAAAAUCGCUUUGAAUGUACAAGUAUUAAAAUUAUUAAAUUAAUAAAUGAGAAGAUUUAAUUG
Molecule: messenger RNA, 1614 nt
Organism: Drosophila grimshawi
Lineage: Eukaryota; Metazoa; Arthropoda; Insecta; Diptera; Drosophilidae
Gene: IFT46
Product: intraflagellar transport protein 46
Exons: 2
Coding region: 235-1452 (405 amino acids)
Biological process (GO): intraciliary transport; cilium assembly
Cellular component (GO): intraciliary transport particle B; motile cilium; centrosome
Source: RefSeq, a predicted model, not a curated record